Molecule: messenger RNA, 1837 nt
Organism: Cuculus canorus (common cuckoo)
Lineage: Eukaryota; Metazoa; Chordata; Aves; Cuculiformes; Cuculidae
Gene: RIOX1
Product: ribosomal oxygenase 1
Exons: 1
Coding region: 99-1811 (570 amino acids)
Cellular component (GO): nucleolus
Molecular function (GO): histone H3K36 demethylase activity; histone H3K4 demethylase activity
Source: RefSeq, a predicted model, not a curated record
CAGCGCGCCCCGAGGCCUGGGCGGAAGCAGCCGGACGGGCGGGACGGGCAGGAGCGGAAGCGGCCGAGGGAGCGGAAGCAGCCACGGCGGAGGCGGCAAUGGCGGCAGCCGGGGUGGUGGAGCAGCGGCGGCGGCCGGGGCGGCUCUCAGCGCUCUCGGUGUACCGGCGAGCGGCUGAGGCUGGGGCCGGCCGGCUGGAGCGCCGCCGCCGCGGGCCGCCGCUGCCCGCAGGAGGGAAGCGGGCCAGGGCGCGAGCGAGGCGCGGCGCGGCGGGCAGCGGGGCGCAGGCGGAGGCCCCGCCGCCGGUGGCCCCGCCACCGGUGGCCGCCGCGCCCCUCAGCCCCGUGGCGCGGGCCAAGGCGCCGGGCGGGAGCCCUGAGGCGAAGCGGCAGCACGGCCCCGCGGCGAGCCCCGGCGGCCCGGCGGGGGAGGGCGGCGCGGCAGCGCUGCUGCGGAGGCUAGGGCAGGUGGCGGACAGCCGACGGCGGGCGGCCGAGCUGUUCCGGUGGCUGCUGGCGCCGGUGCGGCCCGAGGAGUUCGCGGUGCGGCGCUGGGAGCAGGCGCCGCUGCUGGUGCGGCGCGGUGACCCCGGGUACUACGCGGGGCUCUUCUCCACGGCAGACCUGGACGCGGCGCUGCGCAGCGGGGCGGUGCGGUUCGGCUCCCACCUGGACGUGACCAGCUACGCCGAGGGCGUGCGGGAGACCCACAACCCGAGCGGCCCCGCCCUGCCCGCCGUCGUCUGGGACUUCUACCAGAACGGGUGCUCCCUGCGGCUCCUGUGCCCCCAGGCCUUCUCCCCCACCGUGUGGCACCUCCUGUCCAUCCUGCAGGAACAUUUCGGGAGCAUGGCCGGGGCCAACGUGUACCUCACCCCGCCGGGGACACAGGGCUUUGCCCCGCACUAUGAUGACAUCGAGGCUUUCGUACUGCAGCUGGAGGGGAAGAAGCACUGGCGUGUCUACGGCCCCCGAUCAGACGCCGAGGUGCUGCCCCGGUUCUCGAGCCCAAACUUCACACAGGCUGAGCUUGGUGAGCCUGUGCUGGAGACGGUGCUGGAGCCCGGGGAUCUCCUGUACUUUCCCCGUGGCUUUAUCCACCAGGGUGACUGUCUCCCCGACGCACACUCGCUGCACAUCACCGUGUCUUCCUACCAGAGGAAUACCUGGGGUGACCUCCUGGAAAAGCUCCUCCCAGCUGCUCUGCAGAUGGCCUUGGAGGAAGAUGUGGAGUAUCGGAAAGGUCUUCCCAUGGACUACCUGAGGUACAUGGGGGUUGCCAACUCGGAUGCAGUUGACACUCUCCGAACAGCCUUCAUUGAGAAGGUGCAGAGCCUGAUAAAGAAACUUGUAGACUAUGCACCCAUUGAUGCUGCCGUGGAUCAGAGAGCCAAGUCAUUUCUUCAUGACUGUCUCCCCCCGGUGCUUACAGAAAGUGAAAAGGCGCGGAGCAUGUAUGGCUUCCCGGCCCGCUGGCAAGAUGGAGGCCCUCGUGAUGUCGAUAUACUGAUAACAAAAGACACAGAAGUUUGUCUCCUUAGCCAUGCCAUUGUUAGGUUGUGUAAUGAAGAAGCAGGUGUGAUGCUGUACUACACAACAGAAAAUUCAAGAGUGUAUCACGAAGAAGAGCCCAAGUUCCUUGAGAUUGAUCCUGAGUAUACAGACAGUAUUGAGUUUCUCCUCUCUUCCUAUCCAAACUAUGUCAGUGUGGGUACCCUGCCAUGUGAAACCUUGGAGGACAAGAUUUCUCUAACCACGCUCCUGUUUGAGAAGGGCAUUCUGACUACAAAGAAACCUCUGGUGGAAGUGUAACUCUUAUUUUUUUUUUUAAAAAAUAA